This is a messenger RNA of Alternaria ventricosa, 1308 nucleotides long. RefSeq lists its product as uncharacterized. Bases 1 to 1308 code for a protein of 435 amino acids. The record is from RefSeq and is a predicted model, not a curated record. The transcript has 3 exons. NCBI's taxonomy places the organism in Eukaryota, Fungi, Ascomycota, Dothideomycetes, Pleosporales, Pleosporaceae.
AUGACCGACUUCCAUGAGACAAGAUCGCCCCUGACAAACGAAAAUGUCCAAGCAUGGGCGCGUGCGAAUUUUGCCGCGCCCUUUCGCGCCCUGCCACGCGCCGCAAGACUGCAUUGGAUCCAGUUCGACGAGAGCUUCACCAUCAGCAGAGCCAUCUGGCGAGGGCUCGGCCGCUCCACCCACAAGCAAUUGCUUGUCAUCGGCGGAUAUGCGCCAGGCCCCGCGGGCGACGACGAUGAACCCAUAGAUCGGGUCACCGCGCACGUCCACGAAGAUGAGGCCGAGGUCAGCUUUUAUCGCAUUACCGAAUUGGAGGACGGCGCACACGAGUUGCAAGCUGUGAAUAGUACCAGUACUGUUGCUUUCCAUGCGCCUUUUUGUGAUGUUGGAGACGAUACCGGCGGCUCCAAAGCCAUCCAUCGUGUGUCGGCCCUCAUUCUCUACUAUUUCUUGGCUGCUGGCCACGUGAAGGAGUUAUGUCGGACGAGAUCAGAUCCCACCAUGUUUACCAGGAAUUUCCGAGACGCGUGUUUGAAAUCGGAACCCAGUACGCCCAUUGAAAAGGAUUCGAUCGCUGUUCGGCCAAAGCGAUCAUCUACCGUCUCAUCAUUAUCAAGAUCCAUACCGGAAGACAUCCAGGUCCAGGCGCCAUCCAUCAAACGCGCAGCAACCGACAACUUGAGCGUCAAAAUCAAACGUGAACGCGAUGAAGACUACCCCAGCAUCGCAUCGGCUAUCCGACCAAAAAAACACCGUCGCACCGUCAGCGAGCAAAUCGUGCCACCCUCAAAUCUCAAAGACUCCACCUCCGUCCCAUCACCCUUAUCCAUCCUCAGCCCACGCAGCCCAGCACCAGAGCGCGUAAACCGUGCAUUAACAGACCGCAUCCAACAUCUCAAAGACGAAAACGCCGGUCUCAAAGCCUCAAACACCAGCCUAGAGACCGAGAAAACCGACCUCCAAAAGCGUAUGGAGAAGGAAUCCCACGCCUACCGCGGUCUGCAAAUCGAAUCCGACGCGCUAAAGAAAGAGUCCGAGAACAUGAGAAAAGAGAUGAUGGCCAUGAAAGAGCGGUUGGAAUCCGUCGAAACAUCAGGCGAAAAGCUAAGGGUGGAAGUAGACCGGUUGACAGCUGUGGAAGAAGCAAGCAAAGAACUACGAAAAGAACUCAGGAACGAAGUCGAAAAACUGAGAGGACGCGUCGAGAGGAGCGAGAAAGAGGCUGAAAAUGCGAAAGAAGAACUUUUGGCUGUGAGGCGUGGGUUGACGAAAGAGCUGGGCGAGGCGGUCAAGAAGUGGGGUGCGUAA